UGAAUCAUCAACAGACUGAGGUAUUGAUUGUGGCCAAACAGUUCAAUGUUUAGUGAUUUAUUUUUAAAUAUUUGGCUACCUAGGGCAUAAAAGAAAACCCAAACGAUUUGGAGACAGUCAAAGUGAUCAGUUUUCAGAUUAGAAAGUUAAAUACACUUAUAGAAAGCUAUAUAAUAUGGCGCUUGCUGGUACAUACGAGUUGGUUAAAAGUGAAGGAGUAGAUGAGUUUUAUAAAGCCUUGACUAAUAAAACCCCGGAAAAAAAGGUUCAACAGUCAAAGAAACUAGAAAUUGCUAUCAACGGGGACCAGGUUACUCUGGAUUGCGGCGCUGCCAAAACCAAAGCCACUUAUACUUUGGGGAACAACGCUGAAGGUUGUGGCAGUGGAAGUGCUAAAAACGCUAUUGCCAAGCUUUCUGGAAAUGUCCUGAUCGUAUUGGACAAGAACGAACAUGGACUAAUACAACGGUCAUAUAAAUUAUCUGGAUCCGAGUUGACUGUUACUCUCACUAGCUCAAAGAAAGGAGUCCCGACAGCUCAGAUAGUCUAUAUAAAGGUGAAAUAGAUUAUAGUUCCCUCAACAAGACUUUUUUUAAAAAUUUGAUUGUAUGUGAGUUUUGUGAAAAAUAAAUUUUAAAUAAAA
This is a messenger RNA of Sitophilus oryzae (rice weevil), 643 nucleotides long. RefSeq lists its product as uncharacterized. Bases 176 to 565 code for a protein of 129 amino acids. The transcript has 4 exons. The record is from RefSeq and is a predicted model, not a curated record. NCBI's taxonomy places the organism in Eukaryota, Metazoa, Arthropoda, Insecta, Coleoptera, Curculionidae.